GAAUUAUUCGAGGUGCGGUAAGGUGUCCGGACACCACCUCACCGUUGAAGAAAAAAAAUGCCAUUAGAAUAUUAGAAAAUGACCGAUCAACAGACCUGAAAGAUUGAGAGUAUAGGCAUAUCAAUUCACCAGUUGCUUUGCUCCAUCUGAAUCGCCGCCGCAAUUUCAGUUCAAUCCAACCAGCCAAUGGCGACUGAAUCGAACUCCGCAGAUGAAAUUGAAGAUAACAAGUCUCUGCAAUCUAUUCGUUACAGGCGCGGUUCACUUCAGCUACUCGAUCAGAGAAAGCUUCCGCUUGAAACUAUUUAUUUGGAAAUUCGAGAUGCAACGGAUGGAUGGGGUGCAAUAAGGGAUAUGGUGGUCCGUGGGGCACCCGCAAUUGCCAUAGCUGCUGCCCUCUCCUUGGCGGUAGAAUUAUUUAACUUAAAGGGUUUUAAUGGGACAUCUGAUGAUGCAACAUCUUUCCUUAUCAAGAAAUUGGAAUAUCUUGUCUCAAGCCGGCCAACGGCUGUGAAUCUUUCAGAUGCUGCAGAAAAACUUAAAGAAGUUGCAAAGAAGGUUGCCGCCACUACUUCUGGAGCCAUGACUGUGUUCCAGGCUUACAUUGAAGCUGCUGAAAUUAUGCUCAAAGAUGAUGUUGCUUCCAAUAAAGCAAUUGGAUCUUAUGGAGCCAGUUUUCUUCAGCAGCAGCUGAAAGACUUUAAGAGCAUAUCUGUUUUGACCCAUUGCAACACUGGCAGUCUUGCGACAGCUGGAUAUGGGACUGCUUUAGGUGUGAUCCGUGCACUUUAUGCUGAGGGUGUUCUAGAAAGGGCAUACUGUACAGAAACCCGUCCAUUCAACCAAGGUUCCAGGCUGACAGCAUUUGAGUUGGUGCAUGACAACAUACCUGCCACUCUAAUAGCAGAUUCUGCUGCUGCCGCAUUGAUGAAAACUGGAUGUGUGAAUGCUGUCAUUGUCGGGGCCGAUCGCGUGGCUGCUAAUGGUGAUACUGCCAAUAAGGUUGGUACUUACAGCCUUGCGCUGUGUGCAAUGCAUCAUGGUAUUCCCUUUUAUGUCGCUGCACCCCUGACUUCGAUUGAUUUAUCUAUAUCUUCUGGGAAAGAAAUUAUAAUAGAAGAAAGAUCUGCAAAAGAAUUGUUGAACUCACGUGGAGGACUUGGAGAACAAGUUGCUGCUUCUGGAGUCUCUGUCUGGAACCCGGCUUUUGACAUAACCCCAGCUACUAUCAUCAGUGGUAUCAUUACAGAAAAGGUCUCUCUCUUUCUCUGUAACACAGACACACAGGCACACAUACGGACACUCUUACCUCUCCUCUCUCACAUGUGUGUACACGGACCCACACGCCUAGCAUUGAGCGAGCAUCUUCCAGGAGAUGCAAAACUUGUAAUUGGUUGAACUUGAAUUUCUUACUUCUUCUCUGACCAGGGUGUCAUUACAAAGACUGAGAUUGAUGCUUUUGACAUUAACGGAUUCACACUCAAGUUGUCAUGCAACUCAUAACACUAGAGGCAUCCCUACGAGCGACUCACUACACUAGAGGCUACUUCUGUUGAAAUACAUCCUCUUACAGCUGCUGUUUUUGACAACUAACAGAAGGUAGGUGUUGCUUGUAAUGUACACUAAGAUGUCUAUCCCCUGUUCAACAGUUUAUUGCUUGUAAUGUACUUGAAUAAGUACACUGAAUUCCGGUGAGAUUUGUGAUUUCUUAUUCCGUAUUUGUAUGUUUUUUGGUUGUUUUUGGCUUUUGUAUUGUGAACUGUGGACAUCGAACCCUUGCAUUUGUUGAGAUGCACGUAAGUUGGCUUUAAAAUGUGUCAAUGUCCUAAAGAUAGAGUUUUUAUGUAUCGACACAAUGAUUUUCUUUA
Molecule: messenger RNA, 1868 nt
Organism: Ilex paraguariensis (yerba mate)
Lineage: Eukaryota; Viridiplantae; Streptophyta; Magnoliopsida; Aquifoliales; Aquifoliaceae
Source: the annotation of a GenBank genome assembly